This is a messenger RNA of Entrophospora candida, 1591 nucleotides long. The record is from the annotation of a GenBank genome assembly. NCBI's taxonomy places the organism in Eukaryota, Fungi, Glomeromycota, Glomeromycetes, Entrophosporales, Entrophosporaceae.
AUGAACAAAGAUAAUAAACAAAAAGUUUUAUGUGCCUGUGAAAAAUGUUUGAUUAAAUCAAGUGGUACUGGAAUACAUGUUCAUAUUUCAACAAAGUAUAGACAUCAAAAUAGAGAAAAUUUAUGUAAAGAAAAUGAAAGUAGUUCAAGUUCUGAAUCUGCAUUAAGUUCAAUAAAUGAUUAUCCAAUGCCUUUAGAUGAAAUAAGUGAUAAUAUUGAUUCUGAUGAUGAUGAAAGUAUGAGAGAUAAUGAUGAUGAAAAUGUUGAAAAUGAAGAAGAAUUUGAUAAUUGUGAUGAUCAUGGACUUGAUGAUGAUUCGGAUGAACUUGUCAAUGAUGAUUCAAAUGAAUUUGCCAGUGAUGAUUCAGAUGAAUUUGAUGAUGAUAUGGAUGACAAAAAUGAAAAUAAACCAUAUAGUCAUGAUCAAGGAGAAUUGUCUGAAGAGGUAAUAAAUGGAAUGAAAUUGCUUUAUUUAAAGACAAUACAUAAUUUUUCAAAUCAAGCAUUUAGUGACAUUGCAUCAAGUUUUGUAAAACAAGAAAUUAACAAAAGGGAAUUAGCAUUGACAAUAUCAUGUGAUGGUUAUCAAAUAUUUCAACAGAAAACUGAUGAUAACUGGAUAUUUUUAGUCAUUAAUAAUAAUCUUGCACCUGAAAAAAGAAAUUUGUUAAGAUCUUCUUCACAGACCAAAUUUACAAUUAUAAGUUCAUAUUUAUUUAUAGAUGGAAUAGAAUGUUAUGAUGCAUUGAAUGAUGAAUUUUUUGAAUUAAAAGCUCAUGUUUUAGCUUGGACUGGGGAUAUACCAGCUAUAACCAAAAUAAUGUGUUUUACUGGUCAUAAUUCUUACCAGGGAUGCAGAUUUUGUAAAAUUAAUGGAAAAUUAUUAGGAAGUAACUCACAUGUUUAUUAUCCUUUGCCAGAUGAUAUAGGGAUUUCUGACCUUCCUGCUUGUAAGCACAAUGAGAUAUUAAAUAACAUUAGAGAAAUUGAUAAUUGUAGGUCAAAGAGUCAUAAAGAUAAGUUGAUACAAAAAUAUGGCCCUAAUAUGUAUAGGUUUUGGUCAGAUAAAUUUUAUAAAAAAAAUGAUCAAAAGAAAGUGUAUUCAAUCAGUAAGAAUGACUGGCAAGAGAUUGGCAGAAUUUUGGAACAAAAUAAAUAUAACAUACCAACUAGUAUGGGCAGAGUACCAAGGAAUAUUUACAAGCAUUCAGCAGGUUACAAGGCAGAAGAAUGGUCUAAUUGGAUUAUGUUUUUUUCACUUCCAUUAUUAAAAGGAAAAAUUGAAGAAAGAUUUUUAAAAGGCUGGUCCCAUUUAGUAAAUGCAAUAAACCUUUGUGUUCAACCAACAAUUGAAUUUGAUGAUUUUGAAAAAAUAAAAAAUGAUUUGGAGGAAUUUUAUAUUCAUUAUAUCAAUGAUUACAAGGAAGAUGAUAACCAAGAAGGAUUAAGGAUUCACCUAUUAACAUUUCAUUAUAUAUUACAUGUGGUUCAAAGUAUUGAAGAUUUUGGUCCAUGUUGUUAUUAUUGGCAAUUUCCAAUUGAAAGGCUUUGUUUAAAGAAAAGCAAAAAUUGGUAUUUCCAGCAUGGUGGAA